Molecule: messenger RNA, 3997 nt
Organism: Plectropomus leopardus (leopard coralgrouper)
Lineage: Eukaryota; Metazoa; Chordata; Actinopteri; Perciformes; Serranidae
Source: RefSeq, a predicted model, not a curated record
AUGUGCGGGGGGCAGCCGCGGACCAGCGGGGUGAUGUGUGCUGCUGUGCAGAUUCACCUGCACCUGAUGGACUGUUCGUCGGAGUGUUUGAACCGCCGAGAAGCCGAGGACAGACGCCAUGACACAUCAGGCUUCACGGACAGACAAACGGACGGAUGCGAUCCGCGAGGCAGCCGACGCCGCGGUUCGGUGCUCGUGUUCGGUCACGGCAGCAGCGGACUCCGUCGCGUUAUCACCGAGCUGGACGCCCGCAGAGUCCGCAACACGGCGGGCAGAUGUGGGCCAGUGAACCGAACCACCGACCGGACACGGCUGUUCUACACGAGUCAGCAGCCUUUGUAUGAAUUCAUAAAGACGGUUUAUAACCAGCCAAUACCGCCGUUAUUACGUCGUGAGAUUAAACGCUGGAAUCCAUGUCUCUGUCUGUCCUUCUGUCUCUCAGAGAUCGUAACUGGUUUGAAGUUUAGCAGCGACUGCAGACACCUGAUCACAGUGUCUGGAGACAGCUGUAUCUUUGUGUGGCGUCUCAGUCCUGAGUUGACCAUUCGGAUGAGACAGCGGCUCGCUGACCUCCGACCUCCCAGCAGCACUCAGACCUCCCAGAAUCCACCUCAGCAAAGAGCUUUGAACCUCAGGGAGGUUUCGUCUCCUCGAGUCGUUACAAUGUCGUCUGACAGUGACAAGGAGGAGGAAGACGAGGAGGAGGAGAGCAGCUGUCCUUAUGUGGUCACAGCAGGAUGCUUGGAGGAGGAGGAGACAGAAAUGUCUGAUGAGAAGUUGGACUCUCAGUGCUGCAGGAAGGAGGCGCCCGGCGGUCGACUUCCUCGCCGUCGAUGGUCCAGGAGGACGGGCAGUGACGGCGUCCUGAUGGUGAAGUCCAUGUUAGACCUGAGACUGCUGGACUCGUACUGUCCGGACAGACAGGAGGAGCAGCAGGAGGAGCAGCAGGAGGAGCAGCAGGAGGUGAAGACACGCCCCCUCGCUGUUAACACCUCCCCCUACAGCCUGAAGAGGAGGGGCCCAGGUGUGGAGGUGGGGCUUCACAGGACCAAUCAAGAGCUGGGGAGCACUGUCAGUCUGCAGGUCCCCUCUGCAUGGGCGGACGAUGACGAGGCGAGGACCAAUCAGAGGCCAGACUUUAUCCGGCUGUCCAAUCAGAGCCCUGAAAGGGAGGUGCUGGUGCUGUAUCCUGACCAAUGGGAGGACAGAGUGAGCCUGGCAGGAAGUGAGUUCCAGGUGAAGGAGGCGUGUCCCGUUGCUACAGGCGGACGUCAGGACAAACCCAGUCCCGACAGUGGCUGCUCACUGGGAUUCAGCUCCUCACUGUCCAGUCCAGUCAGACCUGCAGGAGACGACUCGGAGCCCACAGAGCCUCUCAGUGUGGACGGAAACUCCUCUGAGCCGGAGGAGGAUGAAGAGGAGGGAGGAGGAGGAAGAGGAGAAGGAAGAGGAGGAGGAGGAGGGGUCAGGUCCUCUCAGGUCGUCCCUCAGACUCCAGACCAAGAAGCUUUCCUGAAGGAACACUUUGUGACACUGAGCGACCUCUCAGGCUCAGGAAGUCCGAGUCGAGGGUCUCACAGCUCCAGCGAAAGUCUCAGCAUCUCCUCCAGGUUCCUCUCCCAGAAUUCAGCUGGAAGUCGGGCCGUGGUUCCUCUCCCAUCUCGGACCACCAGAGGAGGAGCAGGAGGAGGGGAGGUGAAAGCCCGUCCUCUAGUCUCAGAGGUCCGACCUCUCAUGGAGGAGAAUCAGAACCGGACCCAGGACAGGAGGGUGUCAUUGAACCAGGACCAAAACCAGAAGCACAAGCAGGACCAAAAGUUCUCCUUAGAGGAGCCCGUACACUCGCAGGACCAAACCUUGUCUCCUCAGGGCGGGGAGCAGAUCCAGAAGGGGUCAGAUCCACCUCAGAGUCGGGCAGAGGCAGAGGAGGAGGCGCCGGUCCAGCAGGCCCACCGGCCCUCACCACUGAAGAAGAAGGUCCAAACUGAAUCCAAGAGGAACCUGGGCUCGACGGCCCGGGCCGCCGCAUCCCAUCUGAACUCCUCUGCUGGACUCCGGAAGACCCAGUCAGUCCAGAGUCUGCUUAGCGACACAGGUGACUGCUCUGUCUCAGCCUCAUGUCCAUCCAGAGACGUCCCCAGUGAGCUGCUCCUCCUCCCACAACGUCCCACCACCCUCCCCUCCUCUCCCAGACGCCCGCCAUCUGUAGCCCCUCCCCCUCAGAGACCCAGCCCCGCGGCAUCCCCACGGUCCCCCCAACAGGAAACAGCCGCCGCUCCGUCUGUUGUCGCCACCCCGAGGAAGUCUUUGUCCUCCUCUACUUCGGUGGCGUCUCGGUCCUACAUGAGCCCCACCGCCAGCUCCAUGGCCAAGAUGUCACGCUCCGUCUCCGUGGGCGAUGGCCUCAACAUCCCGGAGUCUGGCGAGGAUCCUGCAGUGACAUCGUCAGCGGCAGUGACCUCGUCCUCUCAGGUCAAAGACACUCCUCUUGUUGCCGUGGUGCCCUCCAUCACAGCUUUGGCCAUGCCCCCCAACGCCGUCGUCGUCCCAGUCGUCGUCACCUCCUCUUCGUCUCUGGGUAACCAUGGUAACCAGGCGGGCGCUCCUCCCCGUGGCCUCCAGGCUCGAGUCCCCGGCAGCAGCAGGCAGCUUCCAGACAAGCCCUCCCUGGCCUCCUUGUCUUCCUCAUCGCGGCCGCCUCCGGUCUCCGUCUCCCCCCUGACUCCCCCCCAACAGGAGGAGGAGCCUCAGACUCCUGCAGGCAGCGGGGGCGUGGAGCAGAGAGACGACGCAGAUCAGCCAAUCAGCAUGGAGACGUGCAGAGCUCUGACUAAUGAGCUGACGAGCUGCUUCAGGAAAGCCACACACCUGUACAGACAGGUGAGUGGCUCCUCCCACGAUGACUCCGCCUCCGACCAGCGUCAGAUGGCUGGCGUCCUUUCAGAGGCCUUCCAGACGAUGAGGGCGGAGCUCGACUGUCUGCCGCUCGGCACCGCCGGCACUCCGGGAGGAGGGGGGGGGCUGGGAGGAGUGGGGGAGGCGAAGACGGCGGCGCUGCUGGAGGAGUACUCACUGCUGCUGCUGCAGGCCGUCCACCGCAGGAUCAACAACGCCACAGACUGAACACGCCUCCUCUCCACCUCCUCCUCCUCCUCAUCAGCCUUUUUCUUUUCAGCACUCCCUCCUCCAGAACAUCUCCUCCUCUGUCAUCGUCUCCUCCUUUUCGCCCCUCGCCUCCUCCUCUUCAGUCUGCUCCUCUGUGUCCAAGUUCAUCGUCUCGUCUGGCUUUUCUUCUCCUCUCGCUCUCAUCCUCAUCUACUUUACACCUCCUCCUCCUCCUCCUCCUCCUACUCCUCCUCACAGAUGAAGGACCUGAAGCCAUUUUGAUUUUGUGGACUUUUUUCCUCCUUUUUUACACAGCUCUCUUUGUCCUCUUAAAGUCUUACAAGAGCUUUUUAUUAGAAGUUCAACUUUUUAACAAGUUGUUUUUUAAAGACAUUUUUCCUGUUUUUUUGUUUUCUUUCGUUCCCGCCGUUUGUUUGGAGGGAACCUGAUCAGCUGGUUUGGAUCAUUCUUGAUUAGUCCCGUAGAGACGUUGAUGUUAGACCGUAGAGACUUUUUAAAGGAGCAAACAGCAAUACAAGACUCUGAACAAACUUUGUUGUUCCUCUGUUUGAUGUAAAUGUUGUUUCCUGACUUCACUUGAAUCUAAAACGGACUUCCUGUUUGAACUGAGCGAGACGUUUAGUUUGUAUUUAUUCUGCCGAUGUUUGAACACGGAGCAGACGCGUUUUAUUAUUGGACGUUAACAGGAGGAUGUACAUUUUUAUAGCUGUUAUUACGGAAACACUUUUGGGGCUCGUCGGGUUUAAAUUUGGGGUUUGAUUGUUUUUAACAGUUUGUUGUAACAACAACUUUCUCACUAACCAACAGGUCAAAGUUCAGUUGGAAAUCUUUUCAUGUUUUUGUCUAAAUUUAAUAAAAGUUUGAGACUUUU